UGUUUUACAGACUGAAACAUGGCUGGCUCAGGUUAGCGAGCUAAAGGCUGCUAGCCGCGACUAACAACAAACCACAAACAUUCAUUGAACAACAAGCUAAACCUAGCUUGCUAGCGAGGGAACCACAGCUAAAAACAAAACAACCAAGAUGAAUGUGGGCCUGACUGACCCCAUACAUCAGUUUAAAAAUGACAGGUAAAUGAUGAACUGAAGCUUUGCCAACCUGUCGGAAGUUGUCAUAAAGGUUGUUCGCUCCAGUCGGCCCCUACGGGGGUAAAAAGGGAGGAGUCAUGGCGGCAAGGACACAGAUCAAACUUCUGCUUUGGAAGAACUGGACCAUUCGCAGGCGACAGCGGGUUCGCUUCUUCAUGGAGAUCAUGUGGCCUGUCAUCCUCUUCAUGGGCCUCGUGUGGCUGCGGCGAGUCAAUCCACUCUACCGCCAACAUGAGUGCCACUUCCCGAACAAGGCCAUGCCUUCAGCAGGGAUCCUGCCAUGGAUGCAGGGGAUCUUCUGUAACGCCAACAACCCUUGUUUCCAAUACACGACCCGAGGAGAGUCACCGGGCCUGGUGUCCAACUACAACAACUCCAUACUGGCCCGGUUCUACUCAGAUGCCCAGGAGCUUCUUUUCAGUGACCCAGAGUUUCUCCAGCUUGAACGUCUGUGGACGGAGCUGAACACCAUGAGCACCUUUAUGGACACACUGCGCACUAAGCCGGACCAGGUCUCAGGUCGUGGUGUGAGGGUGGAGACGAUCCUGAAGGACGACGAGACGUUGACAUCAUACCUGCUGAGGGACAUUCCUCUGACGGAGACUGUGGUGUAUCAGCUUGUCAAUGCCCAAAUCAGGCCUGAACAGUUUGCUUUUGGCGUUCCAGACCUGCACCUAAAGGAUAUAGCCUGCAGUGUGUCCCUGCUGGACAGAUUCCUAAUUUUCCCCAGUCGCAGAGGGCUCUAUUCUGUCCGUAAUGCCAUGUGCAUCCUCACCCCCCAGCGGCUGCAGGUCAUCGAGGACAAGUUCUACGCCAAUGUUGACUUUUUUAAGCUCUUCCGUCUGCUUCCUCUUGUGCUGGACAACCACUCUGAAGGCAUCAACAUUCACUUCUGGGUACGGAUCGUUUCUGCUGCCUCCGACAAGCUGCGAGAGUUAUUUCAGAGGAACAGCUCCAGGGAGCUCCUCCAGGCCUUGACUCCUCUCUUCCAGAGCAGUGUAUCCUUCGAGCAGGUGAUGGCCGCUGCUUCCGGCCUGGUGUGCGGCUACACAGAAGGGGCUUUUUCCCGAGUAACCUCCUUCAACUGGUACGAGGACAAUAACUACAAAGCCUUUCUGGGAAUCACCAGCGGAAGAGAUCAAAGUCAAUACUCACCUGACAACAGCACCACUCCUUUCUGCAAUGACCUGAUGAGAGACCUGGAAUCAAACCCAGCCUCCAGAAUCGUGUGGAGGUCGGUGAAGCCUAUGCUGAUGGGGCACAUCCUCUAUGCUCCUGACUCGCCAGCCGUCAGACGAAUCAUCAAAAAUGCUAACACCACGUUUGAGGAGCUCGAGAGAUUACGAGUGAUGGGAAAAGCCUGGGAAGAGGUGGCUCCACAAAUCUGGUCUUUCUUCCAAGACGGGAUUCAAGUGAAGAUGAUUCGGGACACAAUCAGUAAUCCGUCAGUAAUGGAUUUUAUCGACAGGAGUCUUGAGGAAGCACCGUUUUCUUCACAAAAUAUCCUCAACUUCCUGCACAAUGGCCCCUCGGAAGAUCGUCCAGAUGAUAUGCCUGACUUUGACUGGCGAGACAUCUUCAACCUCACUGACCGGAUAAUUCGGAUGCUCAAUCAAUACGGGGAUUGUGUGGUCUUGGAUAAAUUUGUGCCUCUGCCCGAUGAGGAUUCUGUUACAUACCGGGCCUUAGACCUGCUCGAGGAAAGCAAAUUCUGGGCCGGGCUUGUCUUUGUAAACAUCUUCCCUUGGUCCAACGAAGUCCCCCCUCAUGUGAAGUUUAAGAUUCGGAUGGAUAUCGACACGGUGGAGCGCACCAAUAAAGUGAAAGACAGGUAUUGGGAUCCUGGACCCAGAGCAGAUCCAAUGGAUGACCUACGUUAUGUUUGGGGUGGGUUUGCGUACCUGCAGGAUAUAAUAGAGCAUGGGAUCAUCAAAACUCAUACGGGAAAAGAAUGGCCGAUGGGUGUCUAUCUGCAGCAGAUGCCUUACCCCUGCUAUGUGGACGACCUCUUUAUGCUCACUCUGAACCGCUGUUUCCCUGUCUUCAUGGUUCUGGCCUGGGUCUACUCAGUGUCCAUGAUAGUCAAAAGUAUCGUUCUGGAAAAAGAGCUCCGUCUCAAGGAGAACCUGAAAGUCAUGGGGGUCACAAACAGCGUCAUCUGGUCUUCCUGGUUCAUUGACAGCUUCCUCAUGAUGGGCACCAGCACGGCGCUUCUCACCGCCAUCAUCACGGGAGGAAGAGUGCUGAACUACAGCAAUCCCUUCAUCCUCUUCAUCUUCCUGCUCACCUUCACCACGGCGACCAUCAUGCAAUGCUUUCUCCUCAGCGUCUUCUUCAACCAGGCCAACCUGGCGGCGGCCUGCUGCGGCAUCAUCUACUUCACUCUCUACCUGCCACACAUUUUCUGCUUCGCCUGGCAGGAGCACAUCACCAAGGACCUGAAGAUUCUGGUGAGCCUGUUAUCACAGGUGGCAUUCGGCUUCGGCACUGAGUAUCUAUCACGGUAUGAAGAGCAAGGUCUAGGCCUGCAGUGGGACAACAUCCAAACCAGUCCUCUGGAGGGAGACGAAUUCUCCUUCCUCACCUCCAUCUGCAUGAUGAUCCUGGACACUGUGCUCUAUGCUGUGCUGGCUUGGUACCUGGACAAUGUAUUUCCAGGACAGUACGGAAUUAGUCGUCCAUUUUACUUCCCCUUCCUGCCUUGCUACUGGCUCAACUCAGUGUCUCCACUGUCGGACAACAAGCAGCAGGCGGAGAAAAAGGGAUUUGAUAACUUGGCAUACAAGGAGAAAGGGGAGCAGGAGAUAGAGAAAAUCAGAAAGGAGUGUGGAAAUGAAAAGAUACCAUCAGAGCAGUGUGGCAGUCCAGAGAAGUCCAACUCAUGUGAACACCAGGAGCGACGUGAGAAGAAGGAUGGAGACGCCCCAGAGAAAGACGGUCUGUCUUAUUUUGAGGCCGAGCCCGACGACCUGGUGAAGGGGGUAUGCAUUCAGAACCUGGUCAAAGUUUUCGGCCGCGGCACUAAACCUGCGGUGGACGGUCUCAGUCUUAGCUUCUAUGAAGGACAGAUCACCGCUUUUCUGGGCCAUAACGGCGCUGGGAAGACAACGACCAUGUCCAUCCUCACUGGUAUGUUUCCUCCAACCUCGGGUACGGCCACUAUUUAUGGGAAAGACAUCCGCACGGACAUGGACACCAUUCGGCUGUCUCUGGGGAUGUGCCCCCAACAUAACACCCUUUUUCAACACAUGACGGUGGCGGAGCACAUCCUCUUCUGUUCGCUGUUGAAGGGUCGUCCCAUUGCAGAAGCCCGAGAGGAGGUGGAGAACAUGCUACAGGAUCUGGGGCUGCCCCACAAGAGAGACGAGCUGAGCCAGAACCUGUCAGGAGGCAUGCAGAGGAAGUUAUCUGUAGCAUUAGCCUUUGUGGGUGGCGCUAAAGUGGUCAUUCUCGAUGAGCCCACUUCAGGUGUGGACCCCUACUCCAGACGCUCCAUCUGGGACCUGUUGCUGAAAUACCGCGCAGGUUGUACGGUGAUCAUGUCGACCCACCACAUGGACGAGGCCGACCUGCUGAGUGACCGCGUGGCGAUCAUCUCUCAGGGUCGCCUCUACUGCUGCGGCUCUCCCAUCUUCCUGAAAAACUGCUUCGGCGCUGGAUUUUACCUCACUCUAGUGCGACGAAUGAAGCAGAAGGCUGCAAGGAUCAAGAAGGAAGGCAGCUGCGACUGCACGGAUGUUUGCCUCUGCAAGUGCUCGAGGUGUUCCAAGUUCAAGAGCAACCAAGAGGAGAGCGACACUCCAGACAGACAGAUGGACGGUAACAUCGACCGUAUCACCGCUCUGGUCCAUCACCACAUCCCCCAGGCUCGGCUUAUAGAGGCCAUCGGUCAAGAACUGACCUUCCUGCUGCCCAAUCGAGACUUCCAGCCGAGGGCUUACGCCAGCCUCUUCAGGGAGCUGGAGGAGACGCUGCUGGAUAUCGGCCUGAGCAGCUUCGGUGUGUCGGACACAUCCCUGGAGGAGAUUUUUCUAAAAGUCACCGCCGAUGGGUACGCCACCAACAGAAAAUGUGCACCAGACGAGAAAUCGUGGCAGCAGAUUUCUCGAGCUAGUCUUUGUGGCUUCAACAGAGUGGCAAUUGAGAUGGAGCCACUGAAAGAUUCAGAUGGAUCUUUCUUCACUCAUGGCCAGGGCCCAUGUGAUGACCCACCUGGCACUACUGGAAGAGGGUCUUACCAAGUCAGGGGUGUGUGUCUGAUCAUCAAACAGUUCUUCGCACUCUUGAUCAAGCGAUUUCGUCAUGCUACUCGUUCUUGGAAAGACUUCUUCGCUCAGAUCAUACUACCUGCCAGUUUUGUUUUUCUUGCUUUAACCUUCACCCUGAUUGUGCCACCGUUUGGCGAGUACCGCAGUCUGACGCUCAGCCCCUGGAUGUACGGCAGGCAGUACACUUUCUUCAGCAAUGAACGUCCAUUGGGAGCUGGGAUGAGGUACUUUGCUGAAGUGUUGCUGGACAAGCCGGGCUUUGGCACGCGAUGCAUGGUAGACGAGCCUCUGGAAGAGUUUCCCUGCAACAAUAUCACUACAGAGUGGGAAAUGCCUCUGGUCAACCCAGCGCUCAUUGAAAUGUUGGAUGGUCCAGAGUGGAGCUCCCUCACGCCGUCUCCAGCUUGUCAGUGCAGCACAGCCAAGAAGCUCACCAUGCUGCCAGUCUGCCCUGAAGGUGCCGGAGGUCUGCCACCUCCACAGAGGAUCCAGUCAACUGGAGAUGUCCUAAUGGAUCUAACAGGCCGCAACAUUUCAGACUACCUGGUCAAAACCUACCCAAGCCUGAUCAGGACCAGCUUGAAGAGCAAAUACUGGGUGAAUGAACAAAGGUACGGGGGAAUAUCAGUCGGAGGACAGCUUCCUGUGCUACAGGUGCAGCCGAAGACCAUCCGGGAUGUGGCGAGCCAACUGGGCCAACUGCUCAACGUUACAGGAGGAAACUACUCUCAGCAAACCCUGAAGGACGUCGGCACCUUCCUCAGAUACAUGGAGACGCAAGACAAUGUGAAGGUUUGGUACAACAACAAAGGCUGGCACGCCAUGGUGUCCUUCAUGAACGUGGCUAACAACGCCAUCCUCCGCACAAACUUACCUAAAGGGGCAAACUUGAAUGAAUAUGGAAUCACUGCCAUCAACCACCCACUCAACCUCACUAAAGAGCAGCUGUCUGAAAUCACUGUCCUGAACACUUCAGUCGACGCUGUGGUUGCUAUUUGCGUGAUCUUCGCCAUGUCCUUUGUUCCGGCCAGCUUCGUCCUCUACCUCAUCCAGGAGAGGGUGACCCAGGCCAAACACCUGCAGUUUGUCAGUGGAGUCAGUCCACUGGUCUACUGGAAGGCCAACUUCCUCUGGGACAUGGUGAAUUAUUCUAUCAGCGCACUGAUGGUGGUUGAAAUAUUCAUCUUCUUUGAUAAGAAGUGCUACACGUCUCCAGCCAACCUGCGACCUCUCGUCUCUCUGCUCUUGUUGUACGGUUGGUCUGUGAUUCCCAUGAUGUACCCGCUGUCCUACGUCUUCAGCGUCCCCAGCACGGCCUACGUGUCUUUAUCAUGCAUCAACCUUUUUAUUGGCAUCAACAGCAGCGCCAUCACCUUCAUCCUGGAUCUCUUUGAAGGCACCUCAGCUCUCUAUAAGUUCAACCAACUUCUGAAGAUGCUGCUGCUGGUCUUCCCUCACUACUGUCUGGGCAGGGGGCUCAUCGACAUGGCCAUGAACCAGGCCAUCACUGACAUCUAUGCUCGCUUUGGGGAAGACUACAGUCCAGACCCGUACAGUUGGAAUUUUAUUGGGAGGAAUCUCUUCUGCAUGGCUGUGGAGGGAUUUCUCUAUUUUGCAUUGAGCAUCCUCUGUCAGUAUCGCUUCUUCCACAAUCACUGGCCCUCUGACCACCCCAAGCCGUUGAUGAUGGAUGAAGAUGUGGAUGUGGCUGAUGAGCGAGAGCAAAUCCACAGGAAUGAAAAGACAAAUGACAUUUUAAGGAUAAAAGACCUGUCAAAAACAUACAGGGGGAUGAUCAUUCCAGCGGUGGACCGGAUCUGUGUCAGGGUUUCUCCUGGAGAGUGUUUUGGCCUUCUGGGGGUGAAUGGAGCAGGGAAGACCACCACCUUUAAGAUGUUGACUGGAGACAUCAUCGUCUCCUCUGGGGAGGCGUCAGUUGCUGGACACAGCAUUUUGACCAACAUUCUGGACGUCCAUCAGAACAUGGGCUACUGUCCACAAUUUGAUGCUAUAGAUGAGCUGCUAACAGGCCGAGAGCACCUCAACCUCUACGCCCGCCUUCGAGGAGUCCCAGAGGCCGAGAUCGGAAUCGUCUCCGAUUGGGCCAUACAGAGGUUGGGUAUGUCAGAUUUUGCUGACCAGUGUGCAGGCACCUACAGUGGAGGGAACAGAAGGAAACUCUCCACAGCCAUCGCCAUGAUUGGCUGUCCGGCUCUGGUUCUUCUGGAUGAACCCACAACAGGCAUGGACCCUCUCUCCCGACGUUUCCUUUGGCACUCCAUAAUGAGUGUUAUUCGGGACAAGCGAGCGGUGGUUCUCAGCUCCCACAGCAUGGAGGAAUGUGAGGCGCUAUGCACACGACUGGCCAUCAUGGUCAACGGCUCCUUCAAGUGUCUGGGGACGAUACAGCAUCUGAAAUACAAGUUUGGUGACGGCUAUGUGGUCACCAUGAAGAUCGGGGCUUCACAGAGUAGCUGCGUCCCGGACCUCAACCCAGCCGAGGCCUUCAUGGAGAGCACGUUCCCCGGCUGCAUUCAGAGAGAGAAACACCACAACACGCUCCAGUACAAGAUCUCCUCGUCCUCGCUGGCCAAGAUCUUUCAGAUGGUCCUCUCUAACAAGGAGAAACUCAACAUUGAGGACUACACUGUGUCUCAGACCACGCUGGACCAGGUGUUUGUCGAUUUUGCCAAGCAACAGUCCAGGGAAGAUGACGCUAUUGUGUUGCAUCCAAAAGCUGCUGGCGCCGAGCGAGUGGUCGCCAAACCAGUCAAGAGUUUGGGAAAAUGACUUCAGCUUCAGACUUUGGACUAGAGUAUCACAGCUCCACUUCAAAAGAGUUCAGCAAGAGUAGGUGUCAACAAAAGAGAUGGUGGUCAUUUGAAGAGAACACGUGUCGGUGUGAGGUCAGUGUUACCCCUGACUCAGUUCUUCUAGAGCUCUAAAAAUGGACGGUGUAGCUUAGAGGUUUGAUGCUUGCUUCUGGGUUGUACCUUCGUCAGAAGCAGUGGUUUACCCAUCACAUCAUUUUGUACCUUCUGUUAGACAUCCAGGCCUCAAAUCAACACAGUACCUCUCAGGAACAUGUCGAAUGAAUGUACUUGUCACAGCAUUACUCAGCAUUACUAUGUGGUUUACAAAUAUCUGAGCUGUUGCUAUUCAGUAAGCCAGUUCAAAUCGACCAUCCUUUGGUGAUCAACCCCUUUUUUUUUAACCAAACCAGAGGUGGAUAUAUGCAGUUAUCCGUAAUCCCAAGUAGCAAGUACAAAAGUUAUACGAGGUAAAGGCUUUUAUGGAACAACUUAUGAAGCAUGUUUAUAUUUUUCAUGUCUCACAAUCUACCUUUGUGAUCUGUUAUGAGAGAAUGCACUCCCACUCCACUGAGAUCUCAUUAGCCGCUUGUUCACCCAAUUCAGCUGUGAUCAAGCGAGUCUGUCUCAAGUCUCAACUCCCGGUUUUUAGCUUGAGAAAAUGGUAUAAAUGUACAAUUUAUGUUUACAAUACUGGAAUAUCACAAUGGGUGAGACAAAGAUUCCAUUUGUUCAUUUUAAAGUUCCCCAUCUUAGCACUUGAAUUUCAAGAUCAACGUACAGAUUGGAUUCACGCCUGGAAAGUCUAUUCUCAAUUGAGUUCGAGUCAUGAUAGAAUGUUUAAUGUCGGCCAUUUUUUGAGACAUUCCCGCGUUUUUGUUUGUGCAUGACUAGCUGGCUUUGCAAGUGUAAAUAUUGUAGGGUUUCUUUCGUGCCUGUUUGCAAUGUCUCCUGCUCGCCUUAAAAGCUUUGCACACAACUGCGUAGAUUUGUGAGGACCACAUCUGUGACAUCAGACUUUUGUCAAUAUGCUGUCAAAAGCCCACUGGAUAUGAAUACUUUUUGGGUCAAAUCAUAUUAAUAUUCUUUUGUUUAUGCUCUCCUGGAGAUUUGCACUAUUGAUGUGGUUCACUUUCAUCUAUGCUAAAGAGAAAUACAGUACAGUAAAAUCCUUAUCUACAUUGCUGAGUGCCUGAAGGGGUACACUUCCUAAAUAAGAUGCUGUUUAAGUAUUUUCUGAAUUCGUAAAAACACAAUGGCAUUAAAUGAAUCUCAACUGAGCAGCGUUUUUGAUCUAGUACCAGGAGUCAUGACAAGUUUGGUCUGUUAAUUUGCUUCAGAUGCCAAGCAAACAAACAGUUUUGCCUUUAUGUUGGACAUGAUUGAGGCACAGUACUAGUGAGCUAGCACUUUAUUAAGACAUCUUUCACGUUGACAUCCUGCUAAUAAACUUAAACUUAUAAACUUGUGCAAAAUCUUCAGCUGCUUUGAUAGCAACUUGAUUCGCCAGUCUCAUUUUCCUUUAUUGUUUUUGCGGCGCUGCUUUCAAUGGAUUUUUGCACUGUGAUGUCUCCGACAGCAAAUAAAAUGUUCUUCCUUGAAUCAUCUUGUAAUGUGACUCAUUGAAGACCUGAGGGUUGAAGACAUCCAUCAAAUAUUCCCCCCAAAAUCCUACAAUACACACUGUCAAUUAACCAUGUUUCCCGUAGAGUGGCAGCAAGUCACAGAAUGAGGGGGAUGAUAGCCAUACGGAGGCUGGGGUAGUCCUUGAAU
Messenger RNA from Synchiropus splendidus (mandarinfish), 9064 nucleotides. It is a transcript of the gene abca4a, whose product is annotated as ATP-binding cassette, sub-family A (ABC1), member 4a. Gene Ontology annotation, cellular component: intracellular membrane-bounded organelle; membrane. Gene Ontology annotation, molecular function: ABC-type transporter activity; ATP hydrolysis activity; lipid carrier activity. Lineage: Eukaryota; Metazoa; Chordata; Actinopteri; Syngnathiformes; Callionymidae. The transcript has 51 exons. The record is from RefSeq and is a predicted model, not a curated record. Gene Ontology annotation, biological process: lipid transport; transmembrane transport. Bases 291 to 7271 code for a protein of 2326 amino acids.